Molecule: messenger RNA, 1143 nt
Organism: Alternaria rosae
Lineage: Eukaryota; Fungi; Ascomycota; Dothideomycetes; Pleosporales; Pleosporaceae
Exons: 1
Coding region: 225-857 (210 amino acids)
Source: RefSeq, a predicted model, not a curated record
UUUUGUACUCGUGCUCUGUGCUCAAAAGCAAUGCUCAGUCCGGAUGCAUACACACAAUGGUAGGAAGCUGGCGCUCCCCACUCGAACAGGCUCAAUCCUCCGCGUCCGCCGACGACAGCGCUAGUCCCACCAGAUCCCUCACCCUUCACCCCACCAAGUGCAUUUCGCAACAUGACUAGAUUUACAUUUCGCGCAGUCCUUGCUAGAGAAGAGAUACGCCCGCCAUGAACGCACUGGGUGACAUGUCACCUACCUUGGACCCGACUCAACUCGCUGCCGGACACGCUCCACCUACGCCUCCGCACGAAAAUGCACUCGACGACAUCUACGGUUCGGCGCCCGCUUCACCCACCCUCUCAGCAAACGUUCCCCAUGCACGCGCUCAUGAAAUACUAUCCGAUCUCCCGUCCCGUCAACGGGCGCUCGACACAGAUGCAUACCGAGAGGGUCUGGCAAACAGCAAGGGCAAAUACGUGCAAGAAGGAUUCGACGAAGGCUACUCUCUCGGUGCAAACCUAGGCCUACGCGUCGGCUACAUACUAGGAGUUCUGCAAGGUUUUGUCGCUGCCUGGAGGGGUCACAACGAACAAGUCCACAAAGAAGUGGCACAAGUCUUUGAUUCUGCGCGUAAAGAGCUCGCCAUCGAGGAGUUGCUAGGCCGCCAAUGGGUAGAUGAAGAGGGUAUAUGGAAGUGGGGCGUUGUAGGAAAAGACGAUGACCCUACAUUCAGGGAGGUCUCGGACCAGCAUCCUGUAGUGAAGAAGUGGAUGGGCGUAGUCGAGGAUCUGGCAAAGAGGUGGGACGUUGAUCUCAAGGCUGUGGAGAAGAGUCAAGUGCCGCAGGACGAACAAUCAUGAGUGACCCCGAAGGAGAUCUAGGUGCUCUCUCACAUUCCUACUACUUCCAUGGUAUAUCGAUAUCACGACAAAGCUCCACUUGCAUCAGCAAAGGCUGAAGUGGUGUCAACGCCAUCACAGCAAUCUUCUCUCCAUGCUUCCGAUCAGAGCGCUCUAUAGCUCGCUCGAGGAAGAGGUAGCCUCUUGCGGACGGGAGAUGAAAUAGAACUGCAUCAUCUUGAGAUAGGAUAAGGGGAGGCGAAUAUCCGCACACAAUGUCCUAUCCCAUCCCACAUCGAGCGGUUGC